Bursaphelenchus xylophilus (pine wood nematode) is the source of this 2422-nucleotide messenger RNA. Lineage: Eukaryota; Metazoa; Nematoda; Chromadorea; Rhabditida; Aphelenchoididae. The record is from the annotation of a GenBank genome assembly.
AUGUGGUCUCCAACUGCCAUCUAUUUCUCUUGCUUUCUACUUACAUUAACCGUAAGUUUAAAAAUCAUCUUUUUCUUUAUCCAAUUUAGGAGACAAUUGAGCUCGGGAAAGAGACCGAAACCGAGCGAUCCCAAGUCCGAUCAAUUCUAAAUCGAUUGAGGCAAAAAGAAGAGGCCAAACAUCCUUCAAGUGUGAGUUCAUAGCCAAAACAACCUUUUUAUUAAAAAUAUGUAUCCCUUAUUUACCGCAGUGGACACUAGAAUUCACCCAUAUUUUAGCCUUACAACAAGAUACGCUCCUUAAUAAAACAAUCUUUUGAUGUCAAUGGCCAGACUGAAGACCUAUUCGAAGGCGAUAUUAUACUCUCGUUGCCGCAGGCUCGGAAAAUUGCCGAGAACCUUGACAAGGAAUCGCCACCACGAAAAAAACGACAAGUCGUCGUUGGAGAGACUCUAAAAUGGAAUAAAGUGAUUCCUUAUGAGAUGGUUGAUGGUGAGUUGAAUGUUUACGAUAAAAAAAAAUUAUGAGUUUAGAAGAAGCCAGAGGGCUCGCUGAAGACUCAAUGGCAGUGAUUACGGCCCAGACUUGUUUGGUUUUCAAGGAAAGGACAACUGAAGAGGACUACAUUCGGUUUGUCCAUGCGGCUGGAUGCUUUUCGGCGGUGGGGAAAGUCGGCGGAGGCCAACCGGUUUCAAUGGGAUAUGGCUGUUCGGUACGUAAGAAAAUCGGGAAACAUGCUAGCGAUUCUAAUGUUAAGUAGAGGAUAAUACAGUGAGGAGCCUGAUCCAGUGGCAAAAAACGUACCAUUUGGCAUCCGGGAAGUAUUAAAAAUGUGGCAAAAUACCUCCCUGUCCAAAUUCACUUGGAGAGGGAAGCAUUUCGCCACAUUUUUGAUACUUCCCGGAUGCAAAAUGGUACGUUUUUUUCCAUUGGAUCAGGUCCCCACUGUAGCAAAAGCUUUACCGGGUUGGUUGUGGGUACCUUUUGGAGGGCUUUUCGAUCGUUCUCGCAACAAAACCUGUAGUUUUUUUGCGAUUGGAUCUUUCAAAAUUUGUCUCUACAGAAUAAAAACUACCUAUAAAGAACAACACUUGUUCUUUUUCCGAGGAUCCGAGGCAAUUCACCAACAAAAAUCGAGCUUUUUUUCAGCUCGGCGCUGCGGUCCACGAAGUUCUCCACGCUCUCGGGCUAUGGCACGAGCAGGCCCGUUCAGAUCGCGACCGUUUCGUCAAAAUUCGCUAUGAAAAUAUCCAAUUAAACCGAAAGGACAAUUUUAUCAAACGAGGGUCCAACGAGAGUGAGAACAACGAAGAGCGCUACGACUACGGGUCAAUAAUGCACUACGGUCCCAAUACUUUUGGAAUCGAAUCGGCCGAUACGUUGGAAACUGUUGAUCCAAGGUUCCAGCAUACAAUAGGCCAACGAGCAGACGUCAGCUUCAAGGAUAUGAAGCUGAUCAAUAUGAGAUAUUGCAGCGACAGCUGCCCGACUAAACUUGAUUGCCAAUAUGGAGGAUACACUGAUCCACAGGAGUGCUCAAAAUGCAAAUGCCCGAAUGGGAUUGGAGGAACGCUGUGCAACGAGGUAAAAACUUCAGGUAAGACAUCAAAAGAAGGCGUUUGAAGCACACAAAAACACUAUAUUAUUAGAAUCAAAAUCCACAAAUUCUGCAAUAAGAGCACGCUAACCUCACAAGAACAAUGGAAGAUUAAUUAUUGCUCAUGAAUUAAAAACCCCCUCCAACACACAACAGUGACGGACCUGAUCCAGUGGCAAAAAACGUACCAUUUUGCACCCGGGAAGUAUCAAAACCUUAGCAAAAUACCUCCAUCUCCAACUAAAAAACUCUGUUUUCAAAGGCGCGCGCACUUUUGAAAUCGGAGUCGUUUCACUUGGAGAAGGAGGUAUUUUGCUGCGUUUUUGAAACUUCCCGGAUGCAAAAUGGUACGUUUUUCCCACUCGAACAAGAUCGCCACUGUAAUACCAUCCUUUCCACACCCUCAUUCUCUCAAAUCAGUACAAACUUCAUCAAUUUUUAGACUUUCAAGCCUGCGGCGACACUGACUUAGACGCCUCCGACAGCCAUGUCAAAACGAUUGUAAUCUCAAAUAUCCGAGGUCCCGGCCGUUGCAACUACCGAAUCAAAGCUCAACCCGGAUUCCAUGUCAAGUUAGAAGUCGUUGAACAGUCCUUCGAGUGCGUUGAAACUUGUAGCAGCUACUUGGAAGCAAAACAUCUCAAGGACAAGACUACAACUGGAUUUCGAAUGUGUUGCGACGAAGCUCUCGACUAUAAUAUAGUCUCGCAGGAUCAUGAAAUGAUAGUGGUUGUCCAUCACGAAAAAGAAGACCGGGAUUUUACCACAAAAAUGAUUUAUUAUCAGGUCAACGAACAUCGACCGAUAGAAGGAGUACAAAACUAG